Molecule: messenger RNA, 570 nt
Organism: Solanum verrucosum
Lineage: Eukaryota; Viridiplantae; Streptophyta; Magnoliopsida; Solanales; Solanaceae
Exons: 2
Coding region: 1-570 (189 amino acids)
Source: RefSeq, a predicted model, not a curated record
AUGGCACCUUCAGAAAACUCAGGCAGCAGUGGCAAGCACAGUGUAGUCGUGACAGCUCUAGACGGAGUCAUAAAUGUGAACUCACUCUUUACCAUUGCCAUUUUUGUGGGACUAUCUCUUGCAUCUCCAGGGCAAAAGAGCCUCAACAGUAGCGAACGUUGUCAGCCAGGGAUUCUAACAGUAAAACAAUUAGUGAUCUUCGAGGUGCUUUCGUUCAGUUUCUUCCUCUUCUCAUCACUAGUAGCACAGGCCAUAAAACUCUCCCUCAAUCUUCUCUAUAGCGAAGAUCUGUCUCAUGGUUUCAGUGUUAUUGUCAAUGGUACACUCCUUAGAGCAGGAAUGUUGAUGACAGCCAUUUCCUCUGUUCUGGGGUGCUUGUUUCUCAUGGUUUCUAUGUUGAAUGUGAUUGAGAUCAAGACUGGGAUGCUAUUCUGUGGAGCUAAAUCUACUAUUCUAUCAGUUACUUUCCUCAUAAUCCUCGUUUCUUCUGGUCUUUUGGUGUAUAUUUCUGCUGCAUGGUAUGCAUUUAUCCACGCAAACGUCCACCCCCAUGAAAACAGGACUGCUUGA